This is a messenger RNA of Beauveria bassiana ARSEF 2860, 405 nucleotides long. RefSeq lists its product as uncharacterized. The transcript is spliced from 2 exons. The record is from RefSeq and is a predicted model, not a curated record. Lineage: Eukaryota; Fungi; Ascomycota; Sordariomycetes; Hypocreales; Cordycipitaceae. The coding region runs from base 1 to 405 and encodes 134 amino acids.
AUGCGCGUCUUACAAAUAUUUGUUACUGCCAGCUUGGCAAUGGCCGCCAACGCUGGCAUCCCCGGCGACAGCGACGGCGCCUUACCUUCCUCCGUCAGCCUCGCCUCCUCGCCAUCUUCGCUACCCGUUGCUACCGCCAUCGGCGUUGCUGCCAGCUCAGAGCCCAUUUCGAUCAACAAUGCCACCGUUGUCGCCUCGUCGCUUUCGCCCCAGACGGCAGCCGGCCCGGCCAACUCCUCCACGCACACUACAGCGCAAUCAACAGCCACACCCGAGACGACUUCCCACGCCAAUGCUACCAGCUCCAAAUCCGCCGAUGCCACGGGUGGUGCCAUUCUGCCGCAAAUGCAGGGUUCCAUGGUCGGUCUAUUGGGCUUUUGCAUCAUGAGCCUCAUGCUGCUCUAG